AUAAAUUAAAGGGAAUUAAAUAAUAGUUAUACUUUUUGCAAAAUAGAAUAUUUUUCACUCCUUCUUCAAAGUUUUCUGGAAAUUCAAGAUAUAAUAAGUCAAACCUGUUCCAAUCCCAACCCAACACACAAAAGAAGUUACAUAGUAUAUAUAUAUAUGGCAGCGAUUCUCCGCUUCUCAUUAGAUAUUUCCUUGCCUUGCAGUCGAGGAAACUAUGGCCUAAGACUGAUGUUCCUGAGUUGCUGCCAGCUGGAAUGCAAUUGCCCAAAGACCACAUUCCUCCUCGAUGGAUACCUGGGUUUCUACCAGUGCUUAGGUAUAUGCCCAGGUACCUGUAUAUUUUCCCAACUGGUUGCUAUUGAUUUUGCUUUUUAUUCUAUGCAGAAUGCAUAUACUCUAUGCAUGCAUCUUACUCAAGUCUUCUUUGCCCUUUACACUUUUAUGAUAUUCCUGUCUGCGACUGUCGUUUUGUACUCCCCCGUCCUCCUGAUAUCCAACAGGUCUUAUACUCACUCUGUCAGGCACAUAAAAAUCCGCUUACCCUUCACCAUGGGCCCCGUAACCUUUAGCGAUAUAACAACAGCUAUAGCAUUCAUCUCCAUCCUCGGACUGAUCAUGACGUACGACCAAAUAACCCUCAUCAAGCAGAGACUCAACGCUCUGCACAGCAGACUCUCCGGUGCAAUACGACACGCAGAAGCGGCAGAGGCAGAGGCCCGUCUAGCCACCGAGAAAUUCGGCACCAGCCGGAAGAGGAUAGCAAUGCUCGAAGAGAAGUUAAACGACUACCAACGCGCUCUGAUGGAUGAGGUUGCGGCCAUUACCCAGCGCCAGGACCUGAACACUGCCGUCGUCCGCCGGGGAGGAGAGAAGUGCCACCAGGGCAGUCUUAGUCGUCAGCUGUAUGAGGUUCCUACUUCUUCGUCGCGCAAAACGGAUACGCUGUCGUAUAUCAGCAGGAGGACGACUAGAGCGACCAUUCUAGCUAAGGAUGCGUUUUCAUCACAACACCAAACUCAGCAGCAACACCGAGGUGUUCCUGUUCCCGCCGUGUCUGGUGUUGCUGCAGACUUUGUGCUGGGGGAGAUGUCACCGCCACCCCAUAGAGGGGUACUAGCUAGGGAAAAGUCGGAAUCGGGCAAGAAUUCGGUGCGGUCGGCUUUUGCGAACAUUUCUCUGAAGGUACCGUGGAGACUGCGAACGAAAGAGGCCACGGCUGCUGUGAAGCGGAGGAUGGCUAGCUUUCACUUAUAAUUCCGGUGAUAAAAAUAGGCCUGGCCACUGUGAGCAUACAUUGUCCAAUAUUGCUUAUUGCUUCAUCUUAUUAAACACUAGCCUGGGUUCUAAUUAUAUUUGCAAGGAGUUCUUCUAUCUACACUCCCUUCUUCUUGGGACGAAAUUUCCCUCUUACCAGUUUCACAAAUCGGCUGAUUAUAUUCUAUGCCAACCGCUUCUCUUUUAUCAUCGAUGAUAACUAGAACAAGGGCCUGCCUGCUCAGCCACAACUCAAAUCGUGCUCGCCAAGGUUUGGCAUAGUUCUCCAUGGAAUGUCUGCCGGGAAGCACCUCCACCCUUUUUCCAGCCCGUAUGAUUUGUGUAUGAGCCAAUGACUUUCAGGCAUAUCGCAGGUUUUAUAUACCUGGCGUGGCCACCCCCUAACCCUGCAUGAUAUCUAAGCCCGCUGGAUAACCAGGGCAUUGCAGGAAAUAACCAUUUGUCUUGUUUAAUAGGAACAUUGAUAUGGUUUAGAGAUCGUCUACUGGAAUACAAGAGGGUGCAAGUUUGAAGUUUGAAGCAUGGCAAUCGAGCAGAUAAAAAAUUGUACUGUAAAUAACAAUCCAAAUGAAAUAAUGAAAGCCUGCAUACACAUACAUCUAUAUAAAAUACCUGAACCAAGUGAUCUAGCUCCAAGAUGAGCAGGUUUGGAAGCACAAACCUCC
Messenger RNA from Blastomyces dermatitidis ER-3, 1940 nucleotides. RefSeq lists its product as uncharacterized. The record is from RefSeq and is a predicted model, not a curated record. The transcript is spliced from 3 exons. NCBI's taxonomy places the organism in Eukaryota, Fungi, Ascomycota, Eurotiomycetes, Onygenales, Ajellomycetaceae. The coding region runs from base 157 to 1254 and encodes 365 amino acids.